This is a messenger RNA of Prunus armeniaca (apricot), 654 nucleotides long. Lineage: Eukaryota; Viridiplantae; Streptophyta; Magnoliopsida; Rosales; Rosaceae. The record is from the annotation of a GenBank genome assembly.
AUGGACAUUCCUCUUAGAUAUAAUACUACUCAGACUGGAACAGUUUGCAAGUUACGAAAAGCAUUGUAUAGAUUGAAACAGUCACCACGUGCAUGGUUUGAACGGUUCACCAUGACAAUGAAAAACAAUGGUUUCAAACAGGGCAACUCAGAUCAUACUCUGUUCUUGAAACAUCGGAAAAGGAUGGAAAUAUCACAACUACAAGACUAUUUGGCUACUGAGUUUGAGAUGAAGGAUCUAGGUGGACUCAAGAAAUAUGUCUUGGACUUGUUGACAGACACAGGAAUGCUAGAUUGCAAACCUGUGGACACUCCUAUUGUCCAGAAUCAUCAUCUUGGAGAAUAUCCAGAUCAAGUUCCAACAAAUAAAGAAAGAUACCAAAGAUAUUUGAAGUUUGCACCUGGAAAAAGACUUAUGUUCUCAAAACAUGGUCAUCUAAAUAUUGAUGGUUAUUCAGAUGCAGAUUGGGCAGAAGCCGAGUUCAGAGGCAUGACUAAAGGGAUUUGUGAACUUCCUUGGUUAAGAAAGUUGCUUACUGAACUUGGGUAUAAACCUACAUCCACAAUGAAUCUCUUUUGUGACAACAAGGCUACUAUAGCCAUUGCACAGAAUCCAGUUCAGCAUGAUCGUACUAAACAUGUUGAGGUGGAUUGA